Molecule: messenger RNA, 1356 nt
Organism: Nicotiana attenuata
Lineage: Eukaryota; Viridiplantae; Streptophyta; Magnoliopsida; Solanales; Solanaceae
Exons: 5
Coding region: 1-1356 (451 amino acids)
Source: RefSeq, a predicted model, not a curated record
AUGGGUCUCCGGAGCAUUCAACCUUAUGCCCCACACAAGGUUCUAUGCCAGCUAGGCAGGUUCCUAGAGCCAAAGACUCAGGUACGGGAUCUAUCCAAAGGCGAGUCAGAGCCUAGCUACACAACUUGGUACGGUAAAAGGUCUCAAGUCCAUCAGGAGCCCGAACGGCCCGCCAAAAGGCCCCAUGUCCAACAAUUCACUGACGGGGUACAGGAGCAAUGGGAUUGGUUGGCAAAAGAGGGGAGAAAAAGACUCAUAAAUGGGCUUAGGAAGAAAAUAGCUGCUGAGAAUCAGGAAAGGAGCCGAAAGGAUGAAAGACUCAUAAAUGGGCUUAGGAAGAAAAUAACUGAAUGCGAGGAUGACUUGGAAAAAUCCGAGGGUAAUCUGGUAAGAGCUCGAGCACAGUUAGCGAAGAACGCAGAAGGACGAGCGGAAUUUGUCCGGCAGCUAAAAAGGAAAUAUGAGGAAGAAGCCACCAACUUGAAGAAAAAACUAACUACCCUCGAGAAUGAAAUGGCUAAACAAACAAAGAGCUUUAAAGCUGAAAGAGAGCACUGCUAUGCCUUGAUGGCACAGUUAGAGAAAGACCUUCAGCAGCUUCAAGUGCAAAAUCAUACAGCUGAACAAGUUUUGGGGGCCAGAUCUCAGCAGAUUGGGCGAUUGCUUCAAGAGAAGGGUAUUAUCAAAGAAAGGGUUAGAAGCAUUGCGGACUACAUUGUGAUGAAGUGCAACGAGUGUGAGCACAUGACCAGGUCCAUGUUCUUUGCCUCCGUUAAGAUUUUUUUCCAACAGAUCAUGGAUGACCUAUUUCGCCUUCAAGAAGAUAGGGCGAAUAGGCCUGCGGAAUUGGAUGCAAGGGUUAUUGAUCCGUCAAGAGAGGGGGAAGAGUCUGAUGUCAAUCUGAAAGAGGAGUUGCAUAAGUUAAAACACCAAAUGGCAGAGAUGUACCAAGCGUGGAUGAAAGGGCAUCCACCACCAUCAUACCCCGCCAACCCUGCUUUCUUCCCACCACUGGCUCAAUCCCAAGAACCUCCCACUGUUGAUUCAUCUCCAGCCACCUCUAUUUUCUUGGCACCACCACCAGCUACGCUUCAUCGAUCCUCCAGCGAGCCUUUGUUUCAAACCCAAAAGAACCAAUACUAUCCCCCGGAGCCUACUUUCAAGGCCCCAGAUCAUUACUCCUACACUCCUCGUUUUGACCUCCCAGUUGAGACUGAGAAACCACUUAAAAACCCAAAGCAGAAGGAAAUGUUCAGAAAGGUAAAAAGCCCGGAACAAUCGUUCAGAAGCAUGCAGGAAUUGGGAGGCCAGGUGAGCGUGGCCUACAAAGAUUUCUGUUUAUUUCCUGAUGUUUAG